Molecule: messenger RNA, 1324 nt
Organism: Thlaspi arvense
Lineage: Eukaryota; Viridiplantae; Streptophyta; Magnoliopsida; Brassicales; Brassicaceae
Source: the annotation of a GenBank genome assembly
GUGGCAUUGUACAAGAUUCGCCAAGAGCCUGUUUUGCCCAAUCAGCUUACCUCAUCUAAACUCCAAAGAUUCUAGGAUAACGCGAACUUUCCAAUAGAUAAGGCCGAACGUAUUACCCACCGUCAGAUGGAUUUGAUUCUCGAUCCAACCGUCAAGAAUCGAUUCCUGAGAUAUCCAAGUUUCAUCUCUCCCACACACAUACGGCGACUUAAAAACGCUAUUUGCUCGUGUCUUUACAGAAAAACAUAAGCCGCAAAACGUGACAAACACAAACGACGACGGAGAUGGCCGCCACAUCAACCGCCGCUGCUGCUUCUUCGAUCAUGGGUACUCGGGUGGUUCCCGACAUCCACUCCGGUUCAAGCCGGUUCACAGCUCGGUUCGGAUUCGGAAAGAAGAAAGCCGCUCCCAAAAAGGCUAAGACGGUUAUCUCAGACCGGCCUCUCUGGUUCCCAGGAGCUAAAUCCCCCGAGUAUCUCGACGGUUCGCUGGUCGGAGACUACGGUUUCGACCCUUUCGGUUUAGGCAAACCGGCAGAGUACCUCCAAUUCGACCUGGACUCUCUGGACCAGAACUUAGCCAAGAACAUAGCCGGAGACGUGAUCGGGACCCGUACGGAAGCGGUCGACCCCAAAUCGACGCCGUUCCAGCCGUACAGUGAGGUCUUCGGGAUCCAGAGAUUCAGAGAAUGUGAGCUGAUUCAUGGUCGGUGGGCAAUGCUCGCCACUCUCGGCGCUCUAUCCGUCGAAUGGCUCACCGGUGUUACUUGGCAAGACGCCGGCAAGGUAGAGCUAGUGGACGGAUCGUCAUACUUGGGACAGCCAUUGCCAUUCUCGAUCUCGACUUUGAUAUGGAUUGAAGUGUUAGUGAUCGGUUACAUCGAGUUCCAACGAAACGCUGAGCUGGACUCGGAGAAGCGAUUGUAUCCAGGAGGCAAGUUUUUCGACCCGCUUGGGCUAGCAUCUGACCCGGAGAAGAAGGCUCAGCUUCAGCUAGCUGAGAUCAAACACGCUCGUCUAGCCAUGGUUGCGUUCUUGGGAUUUGCGGUUCAGGCGGCUGCCACAGGUAAAGGACCGCUCAACAACUGGGCGACUCACCUUAGUGACCCACUUCACACCACCAUCAUUGAUACCUUCUCUUCCUCAUAAUAUGGCUUUAGCUUGUACUGUGUAAUGCAAAUGAUGUAAUCUCAUCUUUUAAGAAAAAUGUGGCACUUUUGUAUAAACGGAGUUUUUUGAAACUCGCUGUUUGAGUUUUGAGUAUCAUCUAAGUAAUGAGCCUUGACACCAUAUUCACUGUCUUGAAACUUGUGCGCUUGAUCGAU